AUUGAACCGGAAGAGGCUUUCUGCGUUUGAGGAGUGGAGUGUCUGGUACUGAACAACCAAAAGUCCAAUAUGAAACUGUAUUGCCUGUCAGGGCACCCAACCUUACCGUGCAAUGUGCUCAAAUUCAAAUCAACUACCAUUAUGUUGGACUGUGGACUGGACAUGACUUCCACUCUCAAUUUCCUUCCUUUGCCACUUGUUCAAAGCCCCAGGCUGUCUAAUCUUCCUGGCUGGUCCCUAAAGGAUGGAAAUGCUUUCUUGGAUAAGGAGCUAAAAGAGUGCUCAGGUCACGUAUUUGUGGAUUCUGUGCCUGAAUUCUGCCUGCCAGAGACCGAGCUAAUAGAUCUGUCUACGGUAGAUGUGAUCCUCAUCUCUAACUACCACUGCAUGAUGGCGCUGCCCUACAUCACUGAACACACCGGUUUCUCAGGCACAGUGUACGCCACAGAGCCCACCGUUCAGAUCGGCAGGCUUCUCAUGGAAGAGCUGGUGAAUUUCAUUGAAAGAGUACCCAAGGCUCAGUCUGCCUCCUUGUGGAAGAACAAGGAUAUUCAGCGGCUGUUGCCUUCUCCACUCAAGGACGCAGUGGAAGUAUCAACCUGGAGAAGAUGCUAUACGAUGCAAGAGGUGAACUCUGCCCUUAGCAAAAUCCAGCUGGUGGGGUAUUCUCAGAAAAUUGAGCUUUUUGGUGCAGUCCAGGUGACUCCACUAAGCUCAGGCUAUGCCCUUGGAAGCUCCAACUGGAUUAUCCAAUCCCAUUAUGAGAAAGUAUCAUAUGUUUCCGGAUCCUCCUUACUUACCACACAUCCCCAGCCUAUGGACCAAGCUUCUCUCAAAAACAGUGACGUUCUCAUUCUGACAGGCCUGACCCAGAUCCCCACCGCGAACCCAGACGGCAUGGUGGGAGAGUUCUGCAGCAAUCUGGCACUGACAGUCCGGAAUGGAGGAAACGUGUUGGUGCCCUGUUACCCUUCCGGCGUGAUCUAUGACCUCUUGGAAUGUCUGUAUCAGUACAUUGACUCAGCCGGCCUCUCCAACAUCCCUUUCUACUUCAUCUCCCCGGUGGCCAACAGUUCACUUGAGUUUUCCCAGAUUUUUGCUGAGUGGCUUUGUCACAACAAACAGACCAAGGUGUAUCUCCCAGAACCACCUUUUCCUCAUGCAGAGCUCAUUCAGACCAACAAGCUGAAGCACUACCCCAGCCUCCACGGAGACUUCAGCAGUGAUUUCCGCCAGCCGUGCGUGGUGUUCACCGGGCACCCCUCCCUCCGGUUUGGGGACGUGGUCCACUUCAUGGAGCUCUGGGGGAAGUCGAGUCUCAACACUGUCAUAUUUACAGAACCUGAUUUCUCCUACCUGGAAGCACUGGCUCCCUACCAGCCCUUGGCCAUGAAAUGCAUUUACUGCCCCAUUGAUACACGGCUGAAUUUCAUCCAAGUGUCCAAGCUGCUUAAGGAAGUGCAGCCGCUCCACGUGGUCUGCCCCGAGCAGUACACACAGCCACCCCCCGCGCAGUCCCACCGGAUGGACCUGAUGAUCGACUGCCAGCCGCCUGCCAUGUCGUACCGGCGGGCCGAGGUCCUCGCCUUACCUUUCAAGCGUCGCUAUGAGAAGAUCGAAAUCAUGCCAGAGCUUGCAGAUGCGCUGGUGCCCAUGGAGAUUAAGCCUGGCAUUUCCUUGGCAACCGUCUCGGCUGUGCUGCACACGAAAGAUAACAAGCACGUCCUUCAGCCCCCGCCCAGGCCGGCCCAGCCCACCGGCGGUAAGAAGAGAAAGCGGGCGAGUGAGGACAUCCCGGACUGCAAAGUGCUGAAGCCCCUGCUCAGCGGCUCGAUCCCCGUAGAGCAGUUCGUGCAGACGCUGGAGAAGCAUGGCUUCAGCGAUAUUAAGGUAGAAGACACAGCGAAGGGCCAUAUUGUCCUGCUCCAGGAAGCGGAGACGCUCAUCCAGAUUGAGGAAGAUUCGACUCAUAUCAUUUGUGAUAAUGAUGAGAUGCUCAGGGUACGACUGCGGGACCUCGUUCUCAAAUUCCUACAGAAGUUCUAAAUGGAACAUCUAAGCCAUUUCUACUUCACUGAAAUCCUGCCAUCCUUCGCUGGGGCUGCCCAGCCCAAACUGAGGAAGGGCAUAAAAAGUUAGUCAUGUCUUUGUGGUGUUCUCUGGCUUAAGGAAUAAAGAAGUGGCCCUUGAGGGACGUGAUUAUCAGCAGUUACAGCCAGAAUCUCCUAAGCUAGAUUUCUAGCACUGUUUUGGGCAAGAGCUUUUGCUUUAAACUUAAACUCAUUUUCUUCCCAAUUCUGCCUCUCUUGAGUGGCCAGGAUGGUACUGAGACGUAGCGUAAGAGUAACAAGCAGCUUUCCAAGAGGUUAAUGGUGGAAGGAGAGGUAAAAGAUGACCGAGUUAGCAGUCUGUGUUUGUUUUUCAUGGUUUCAUAGGCCUUGGGCAGGGGUAAUUAGUCUUUGCUUGUGUUUUAUUUACUUGUCUACAGUGCUACACCUAAUAAGAAAGAUGAUCCAAAAAAAAAAUUGGUAUAAUGAACCAUCUAUAUGUAUUUUAUACUGUGAGCCCAUUUUGUUAAUAAAACUUAUUUUUUAUAG
Callorhinus ursinus (northern fur seal) is the source of this 2597-nucleotide messenger RNA. It is a transcript of the gene INTS9, whose product is annotated as integrator complex subunit 9. Gene Ontology annotation, cellular component: integrator complex. NCBI's taxonomy places the organism in Eukaryota, Metazoa, Chordata, Mammalia, Carnivora, Otariidae. Gene Ontology annotation, biological process: snRNA 3'-end processing. The record is from RefSeq and is a predicted model, not a curated record.